AGGAGGGAGGCAAAUUACGCAGCUGCGAGGCUCAUCCCUCCGUCCCUCCCUCUCUCCCUGUCUUCAUCCCUCCCUCCCUCCCUCCAUCCAUCCCUCCGCCGCCGCGCUCCCCGGCCGCCCCAUCGCACCCAUGGAGGCCGGCGCAGGUCGCUGAGCCCCCCCGCCGUCGCUGCCGCCCCGGACACCGGCGGGGCCCCGCGCAGGGACACAGAAAAUCCAGGAGCUGAUUGAUGAGCCGGGUGCUCCUUUUCUCUCCUCCCCGCAAGAGGCCCCAGCAAAAGACCAGCCUCUUCCCUCUGGUCAGGCACCUGAUUUUUAGCUAAUGAGGGCCAGGAAUUGCCACCUCCCUGUUUGGCACUGCAGCCGGGUCAGCUGGAAAAGUGAUGAGCUGCAUAACCCGAUCUUUUCGAAUGGUCUCUAUUUUCCUGUAAUCUCUGGGUGUCAACUCAGCAUUUUAUAACAAACGAGAAUAAAAGGAGGUGCUCCUGCGUUUUGUUACGUGAUACAACAACUCUUAGCAAAAUUGAUUUUUCUGGUGCUGUUGCAUAAACAUCCUGUGUGUUUUGUCCCUGCUCCUGCCCCAAGCACUCUGCUCUGGUGUGAACUGGAGCAUCUCCCGCUGUCCAGAACCAGGUGAAGCGCUAUUUGCCUUGGGAUGAGCCCGUCUCUGCUGGAGCAGUUUCCCAGCCCCUGGAGAUGUCACUGCUCCCUUGGAAUCUCCUGGGAAUGAACAAAUCAGCCCCUGCCUCCCCAAAACUCCCCAGUGUCACCACUGUGCUGGGCAGCCGGCGUUGGCCUCUGGCAGUUCAGAUGGCGCCCGCGGCACUGACCCGCCUUGGCCAGGCUCUGCCAACCCCGCUGCUGGAUCCUGCUCCUUCCCAGUGCCACCCACUGCAUCCCAGUCCCUUCUAAACACAAACCGAUCCCAGCAUUGCUGUUGUUUUGGGGACACAGUGCUCUGUCCCGGAUCAGGUGGCUGCUUGUUUGCUGUGUUCAGUGCUUUGCUUAUUUUAAGUGUGAAGGAAAGAGCAGAGCUGGUGUCAGAAAGGCAGGGAUGUCUCCUUGGGAGCCCUUUUUGUUCCCUGGAAAAAUGAAGCUGUGAUUUCCUCCCCCACUUUGCUGUCUGCUUUUAAUCUUGUUAGUACUGGGAGGCUGAAAACCUAGGAAAGGACCCGCAGGGAAGGCGCCUGCCGGCGUGUGCCAGGCGUGGUUCUUCUCCCGAGGUUUCUGUGGAAUCGAAGCUGCUCUUAGAUGCUUGGGCUUGGUGCCACCAUUGCAAAACGCUCCUAAUGCAGGAUGCGUCAAAGGAAAUAAGGGAAUCUGGCAGUGUGCAGGGUGACGGGAGCCCCGACAAAAGAAGCAGUGAGUGAUAAAACUGGGGGAACGCAGUGAGCGACUGCGUGCCAAGGGUCGGGGCUGCCAGCCGGACCUGCUGGCUCCUGCAUGUCCCCGCAGGUCAGGAUGAGCUGGUGGGGCAGCCCGGGCCAGCGCAGCAGCUGGUUCCUUCUGAACCCUGCAGACGUGGAGCAGAGAGACGCCCUGGGAGCGAGAGAGCCUGUGGUGGCGAAACCUCCGGAGGAACAGGCUGAGGAGCCAUCAGCGGCCUCGCCGAGCCGGUGGCGAGGGGCUGUCCGGGGUCUUGUGGCCCCGUUUUCCUGUGGAAGAAGCUUCUGGGAGGAGUGAUUCCUGCCCAGCCUUGUCUGCCUGUUGGGGGAUCCAGCGCCAAGUGGGGAAGCAUCAGCAUUCAAAGCAAAGAGGCAGCUCAGCAAUCCCAAAAUGAUGGCUGAACUACAGUUCUUGGGGAAAUGCUCUCCUGGGGCACUGGGCUGAGCCUCAGUGUGCUCUGUCACUACUCUGUCACACAUCUGGCUUUGUAUCGCCAUCAUGGUGGGGUGAUGGUGCCCCAGAUCCCUGCUGCAGCUGGGUACCAUAGGGGGGUGCGGCUCAGGGCCGCCCAGAGCCCCGUGGUGUCACCACCUGGGUGGUGGCAGUGUGGGGUGUCUCCAGCCCUGGGGGCUCCUGUACCCGCUGUGCUCCCCCCUACGGGGUGUUGGCUCCUUGUGCUGUGACUCCCGGCUGUUUCCUUACCAAGAACUGUCGCUUUUAUUGAGCGUGAAUUCCCUGGGCUGAUGCUGUUGCCCACAAUAAGUGCUGUUUUGUGCUGUUGUUUUCAGGAGAGCUGCCUUUCCGUUCCACGAUGGGCUGGGAAAUUCAUGGGGAGUUUUGCUUUUUUGCGGCUGCAGGAGGGAGCGUUCACCCUUGCAACAGGCAGCGUUCGUCCCGCCUGUCCCCCAAGCUGCGUUUUGGGGGUGAUUUGCAAGUUGCUGGAACAAAUAUAGGUGGUUUGCAGUGUGAUCUCUGUAUCUGGUGUAAGUUGGACUGUCAGACCCUACCCUGUACCAGCACCCCUGGGCAGCAGGAGCAGCAGCAAAGACGCUGCACUGAGCACUGUCCCCCUGGCUCAGGGACAAGCUGAUGUUCCCCAAAUCGCCUGGACCUUGCCCCUGUGUCUGUGCACUCACGUGGGCCGUGGCUGUCAAAAUCUGCAUUAUUGCACACCUGGGCUGCACUGCGGGGCUGGGACUGUGUGUCCCAGAUGGAUAAUGGUGCGGAGAUGAGCUCUUUGGACGUGGGAACAGCGUUUGCCGCCUGUGGCGUUGGGCUCAGCGCCGGGUUCUGGUGCCAGGUUCAUGCUGCUUGAGGUCUCGCUGGAGCCUGUGCUGGGUACGCGUCCUCUCCUCUGGGGCACGAACUGCUUUGGUCAGCUCUGUAAUGACCAACCCACAGGCCAGCGAUUCUCCUGCAUUUCUUCUGUGUCCUGCAAGACAUUUCCCGUGUUCCUCACUCUGCAAAGGUGAAAAUAAGGUGGAGGAGGGUUCCUCUCCUGCUGCUGAGGCUCUCAGUGUUUGUUUUUGGGGUUUUGUCCCCGUGUUGAACAGGAGACACCUUCCCUGUGUGGGGCCAGACAUGGGCAGUUGUGCCAGCACCAUCCUUGUUUUUAUGGCAUUUCUUCAUUUCUGCUUAUCCUUGCAGCUUUGCUCUGGCUCCUGCUCCAAGCCCCAUCUAUUAGAUGGUUUCUAGAUUUUAGUGACCUGCUCUUGAUCACUCUCCUGUGUUUCCUGGCCCCUGUGACUGCUGUUUUCUUGUUUGCAGGCUUGCGGCGUGCUCAGGGAGGUGGUUAUUCAGCUUUGAACGCUUCUCCUUUCCUCUCUGCGGGAAUGGACCACAAAUCUCCGCACAGCCCUGCCCAGGAGCCGCUCGGGGAGCACCCUGCGGUGUGGGGAGAGGGACGGGGGGCCCUGCUCUGCGAGACCCCGCAGCCGGAGCCGGCUGUGCCGCAGCCCCGCGUGGUGCUGCCGGAGGAUGCUCCCGCAGGAUGCUCCCGCCGGCGCCAGGGCCGCGCUCGGCUCCUGCGCUGGAUGCUGAUUCACGCUGCUGCAUGAGCAAAACCCGCAGCACCGGCUGUGCUCGCUGCCGGCUCGGGAGCCGUUAUCCGGCACAGCAGAGCGCUCCCUCCCCAUGCCCGGCUCCUCCCCACUGUGCCCAUCCCAGGAACCCCUAAAUCUUGAUCACUGCAUCCCAGGGGUGCUGGCACCCCCUGGUGUAGGGCACCGCAGCCAUGCAUCGCCAGCUCCUCUGCUCUGGGCUCUGUGGUGCCCUGGUGUGAGGGUCAGGGAGCAGCGCAUCCCAGGCAGAGCAGAGGCCUGGGCUGGUACCGCGAGCUUUGAGCAUCAGGCAGGAGGUAGCCUGGAAGACCCCAGCCCUGGCAUGGCAAAUGCGAAAGGCUGCAUCAGGGUGAGCUGGCCGUGCCUCCCCUUCUCUCCUGCCUCCCCGUCUUGUCCUGGACCGGGGCUGAGCAGCACUUGGCAUUUCCCGUCACCCGUCGAUUAUCUGCUGGCUGGUCCCAUCGCUCCUGUUGCUCUGGGCUGGAGCUGCCAAAAUCUGGGACAAUACCGGCAUGUUGAAUGGGCUUGGGGAUGAGGAAGGAGCCUGAGCGGUGUCCCCGGCCGUCCCCAGCAGCCUGUGACCGUGGUGGGACGUGGCGGUGGUGCCAUGGGAUGCUUGGCAGGAUGGAUGUGCCGAGUAGGUCCUUUCCAGAGCUCUCCCUGAGCUGCUGCCUCCUCUGCCGGCUGCUGCCGGCCCCUGGCUCUGGCCUAUUUAUUUACAGGAGCGAGGCUCUGUGUUUCCUGAGGGAUUAGCUGCUGCUGCCGCAUCAUGCGGGGAUCUGGGCUUCCUCACCCAAUGUCACUGCUGAACGGGUGAUUCUGACUUAAUGAAGGAAAAAGAGGUGCCCAGCCUGUGCGUGGCCAACCACCUGCAUGGGGGGAACUCAGCGGGGUCCGGGGCUGGGUGUCAGAGCCCUCGUGCCAUCUCUGCCCCGAGUAUUGUCACCACUGCAGGUGCCCUGUGUCCCUGCAUGGGAACAGGGACCUGGGGUCAUGGGAAAGCUUGUCCCAUGCUUGGAGACUGGCAGGAAAAGGGGCUUUGGACCAAGGGGAUGGAGCGGGAGCAGGUUGUGGGAAACUGCCAGCUGGGAGGGAGGGUGGGCAGCAGGUGCCUUUGCCUUGGAAGUGGAGAAAUCCCUUGCCCUGUGGUAUCUCAGUGUUUCUGGCCUGUGGGAGGUAGACAGGGAGCACAGCUGAGAUGUGCAGGGGAUACAGGCCACAUAUGUCCUCACAGAGGUGGCUCCAGGGUCUAAACUGAUGCCCAGUGCAGGGGCUUACCCCUUCGCAUGGUUCCCGUCUCCCCGGGCCCUUUCUCUGCCUUCACGCCCUCUCUCUGUUGUUUCACCCGCAGUUUUCCCGCGCCCAGGACCCGUGGCACCGCGGCGAUGUCUCUGCCGGGGAGCAGACGCUCGUCCACCGGAUCACGAAGCCGCGGGCUGUAUGGACGGAGUGGCUUUGCCUCCUUCUUUAAGUCUUCAGCACCCUCAGCCACUCGGCCUGAGACACAGCCUCUUCUCCCUGCCUCCAGGCGCCCCUCGCCCCCCGGGAGGGACACCUACGGCACCUCUUCGCUGAGCAGCAGCAGCAAUUCAGGCUCCUACAAGGGCAGCGACAGCAGCCCCACCCCAAGGCGCUCGGCCAAGUACAACCUCUGCAGCGACAACCAUGGGAUCAAGCCGCCAACGCCGGAGCAGUACCUGACGCCGCUGCAGCAGAAGGAGGUUUGCAUCCGGCACCUGAAGGCUCGCCUGAAGGACACGCAGGAGCGGCUGCAGGACAGGGAUGCUGAGAUCGAGGACCUGAAGACGCAGCUGUCACGGAUGCAGGAGGACUGGAUCGAGGAGGAGUGCCAUCGCGUGGAGGCCCAGCUGGCACUGAAGGAAGCCCGCAAGGAGAUCAAGCAGCUGAAGCAGGUCAUCGACACGGUGAAGAACAACCUCCUGGAAAAAGACAAGGGGCUCCAGAAGUAUUUUGUGGAUAUCAACAUCCAGAACAAGAAGUUAGAGACGCUGCUGCACAGCAUGGAGGUGGCGCAGAAUGGGGCGCUGAAGGAGGAGGGGGCCGGCGAGUCUGCUGGGGGGUCCCCAGCCCGGUCCCUCACCCGCAGCUCCACCUACACCAAGCUGAGCGACCAGGGGGCUGGGGACCGCAACGUGGGGGGCUCACAGACCAUCUCGCUGGACGAGGGGGCCGACAGCGGCUUCGUGGGGGCGGAGGACGCUCCUGGCCAUACGGACCCACUGGAGGGGGGGAACGACCCCGGCGCCCGCCUGCCCCAGAGCACCACCUAUGAAAAGCUGCUGGGGCUGCGGGGGGGCGUGGAGGCGGGGGUGCAGGCCAGCUGCAUGCAGGAACGGGCCAUCCAGACGGACUUCGUGCCCUGCCAGCCCGACCUGGACACCAUCUUGGAGAAGGUGAUGAAGUCCCAGGCUUGCAGCUUGGGCAGCCCCACCUCAGUCUGGGUCUCCGAAAUGGAAGACAUGAUGCCCGUCCCCGAGCUCUCCAACCCCACUGGGGCCACGGACCUGCUGGUGGCCGAGCCUGACGCCGCAGCAGCGGGUGGCGGGGCCGAGGGGGGAACCCCCUGCAACCCGGCGGUGCGGCAGCCCCCCAGUGCCAGCCCCUCGGUGACCAUCGCCUGCACGGCGGAGGAGGAGGCGACGGAGUCCACUGGCUGUGAGGCCGCCCCGGCCAAGAGCUACUGGAGCCGCCACUUCAUCGUGGAUCUGCUGGCGGUGGUGGUGCCGGCUGUGCCCACGGUGGCCUGGCUGUGCCGCUCGCAGCGCCGGCAGGGCCAGCCCAUCUACAACAUCAGCUCGCUGCUGCGCGGCUGCUGCACCGUCGCGCUCCACUCCAUCCGCAGGAUGGGCUGUCGCCCCGUUGCCAACCCUGGGGGCAGCACCCAGCCCUGAUACCCCCCUAGUGCCCCCCACGCGCCCCCAUGGACCCGACUGCUGAUUGUAAAGCCCCGGCAUGUCCCCCGUCCCGGGGUCCUUCGUCAGCUCUGGCUCAUUAUACAGCCCUGGGAGGAAGGGGAAGGGGCCAGGGGGAGUCUAUGGGGGUGUGGGGAUGUGCUGUCCCCCCCUAGCUCCUUUGUCCCAGAGGAGGGAAAGGACCAUUGCUGGAAGAACGGUGUCAAGUGCUGAUGGGGUACAUGGCACUGAGCACCACGCUGCGACCCCCUGCCCCACGGACACAGCUGCUGCAGAGGGCCUGGCUGCUGGGGGGGGGGCUGCACCCCCAGGGGGGCUCUCCCCCUUCUCUGCAGUCACAUUCUGGUUGUUCCUGUCCUGCCAGGGACGGGUGAUGGUGAGGAGCCCCUGGCAGCAAGGAGAGCCGGGGGGGGGGCCACAGUGGGUGCUGGUUGCACCACGACAGCAAAGUCCGGGAGGACGGAGGGAACCUGCCCAGACACAGGGUCAGGUUCAGGGGACAGUGGGACUUCAUCGCACACCUUUGUCACAGCCCAGUCCAGUGUCCCCCUCCCUCGAUCCCUCUCCAAACCACCCAUGGGUGGGAGAUGCCUCCCACACUGGAACAGAGCCCCAGGAUGGCUCUGGUGGCACUGGGCGGCCCCAGGGGAGCCUCAGUCCCUCCCUUUGCUUUGCACUAUGUUCACUUUUUUUUUUGGUACAGACUGAAGCCCUGGUGUUGGGGGGCUGAGGCAGCAGUGAGGGGGGAGAACCCCAGCCCUGGCUCUGGCUGCCGCGCAGUGGGACUGGGAGCUCUGGCGGUGUCGGCAGCGGUGAUGCCGGUGAUGCCGUCCUGCGCCAGCGCUCCAGGAUGCCUUUGCCGGGGGCAGCAAGGGGUGCGGGCAGGGGGGUGCGGGCAGGGCCGAGCGCCUUCGCCUGCUCCAGCCCAGCCGAGUCCCCACUUUGCUGGUGGCCUCCGGAAAAAAAAAAAAUAAUGCCUUUUUAUUUGAAAAGCAAAGACAGCAAUGAUUGCUCAGCGGGGGCUGGCAAGGUGUGAGACUUGGGGCUCCCCCCGGGUGCGCGGUGCUCCCGCCCCCACGAAUGUCUGUGGCUUCUUCGUGACUUGAACUAACGGUGUUUCCCCCCCAACCCCACUCCACCACCCACGGGUGCUGCCGGCCAGGGGACUUGGUGAUGCUCCACGUGCCGGCACCCACCAUGUCCCACAUCCCCUGCGCUUCCCCGCAUCCCCUGUCCCGCACGGGGGGUGGUGGAGGCAGCAGCACCGGCUGCCAGGUGUAAUAUCUGGGGAGAAACAGUGGCAAAGCAGCCAGGGCGGGCGCUGUGAGCGGAGCUGGGAUGUACGUACGCCUCUUGUGCAAUGUAUUUGUGAAUCUGUGUACACGUCUGUUAGACUAUCCAAAGCUUUGCCAAGAAAUAAAUGUAACAACUAUAUUUGAAAGACAAAUCUAUAUAAUAUAUUUUUAAAAUACAGAACUGAAAAAGCUGUAA
Molecule: messenger RNA, 7870 nt
Organism: Columba livia (rock pigeon)
Lineage: Eukaryota; Metazoa; Chordata; Aves; Columbiformes; Columbidae
Gene: SNPH
Product: syntaphilin
Exons: 7
Coding region: 4733-6358 (541 amino acids)
Biological process (GO): neuron differentiation
Cellular component (GO): mitochondrion; cytoplasmic microtubule
Source: RefSeq, a predicted model, not a curated record